AUGCACUUUAAGCUAUGCACUUUACGCUGGGCACUAGACCUGGCCGGUCUACAGAGCCUUUAUUUCACUUCUACAAGCUCUAUCAGCUUCGAUCCGUUCAUCAAAUACGAUGUUCAUUAUCGGAACCAGCUCACGCUGUGCGCUAAACCCGAAAUCUGGCACCCCCCCAUCAACUCAACCUGGCAAAUCAUCCUCCCCACCCCCCUAACCCCCCGCGCCAUCACGCCCACCUACCAAAUCUACGACAUCGACCUCUUCAUCAACGACGAACCCAUAAUCACCACCCUCCACAAAUCCUCCCACAAAGUAAUCUGCUACUUCUCCGCCGGCAGCUACGAACCCCACCGCCCCGACAGCGCCCACUUCCACGCCUCCGACAAAGGCAACGCGCUCCCGGGCUGGGACACCGAGCGCUGGCUCGACACCCGGUCCCCCAACGUCCGCAGUAUCAUGCAAGCCCGCCUGGACCGCGCCGCGGCACUGGGCUGCGACGGCGUCGACCCGGAUAACGUGGACGCGUUCGGGACCGACAACGGAUUGGAUUUAUCGAGGGAGGACGCGGUGGACUAUGUGCGGUUUUUGGCUGCCGAGGCGCAUAUGAGGGGUUUAGCGCUGGGGUUGAAGAAUGCGAAUGCGAUUGUUGAGAGGGUGGUGGAUGUGGUGCAGUGGGCGGUUAAUGAGGAGUGUGCGUCGUUGAGGGAGUGUGGGGAUUUGGGGACGUUGGGGAGGGCGGGGAAGCCGGUUUUUCAUAUUGAGUAUCCGAAGGGGGAGGGGGUUAGUGAUGGGGGUUUUGUGGGGGAGGAGGAGAGGAUGACGGCUUGUGUGUUUGAGGGGUCGGGGGGGUUUUCGACGGUGUUGAAGAAUUGGAAUCUGGAUGAGUGGAUUCAGGGGUGUUGA
Aspergillus sclerotioniger CBS 115572 is the source of this 897-nucleotide messenger RNA. RefSeq names its product endo alpha-1,4 polygalactosaminidase. The record is from RefSeq and is a predicted model, not a curated record. NCBI's taxonomy places the organism in Eukaryota, Fungi, Ascomycota, Eurotiomycetes, Eurotiales, Aspergillaceae. Bases 1 to 897 code for a protein of 298 amino acids. The transcript has 2 exons.